GACGUUGGAGCGGUACCGAGGACCUGCCUGAAAACUUGCUGCUGAGAAGGACAUUUUGGAGGUUUUGUUGGCUGGAAGAGGGGUCUCUGGAAUCCCACUUCUAGAUCUUUAUUGAAGAUUGAAAGGAAUUAAUUUAGGGCCAUGGGGACAGCGAAGGUCACCGCCCCUCUGAUCUUUGCCAUCACGAUUGCUACAAUAGGCUCUUUCCAGUUUGGCUACAACACUGGAGUCAUCAAUGCUCCUGAGGAGAUCAUAAAGGACUAUCUCAAUUACACUUUGCAAGAGAGGUUCAAAAACCCUCCCUCUGAGGUGGUACUCACGUCCCUGUGGUCCUUGUCUGUGGCCAUCUUCUCCAUUGGUGGUAUGGUUGGCUCCUUUUCUGUUGGACUCUUUGUCAACCGGUUUGGCAGGCGCAAUUCAAUGCUUAUUGUCAACCUGUUGGCCAUCGCUGGUGGCUGCCUUAUGGGGUUCUGCAAAAUAGCGGAGUCAUUUGAAAUGCUGAUCCUGGGCCGACUGGUUAUUGGCCUCUUCUGUGGACUCUGCACAGGAUUCGUGCCCAUGUACAUUGGAGAGAUAUCUCCCACGGCCCUGCGGGGGGCCUUUGGCACUCUCAACCAGCUGGGCAUCGUUAUUGGGAUUCUGGUGGCCCAGAUCUUUGGUCUAAAAAACAUCUUGGGGACUAAAGAGCUCUGGCCGCUGCUCUUGGGCUUCACCAUCAUCCCAGCCAUCCUCCAAUGUGCUGCCCUUCCAUUUUGCCCUGAAAGUCCUAGAUUCUUGCUCAUUAACAGAAAGGAAGAGGAGAGCGCUAAGGAGAUUCUCCAGCGAUUGUGGGGCACCCAGGAUGUGGCUCAGGACAUCCAGGAGAUGAAAGAUGAGAGUAUAAGGAUGGCACAGGAAAAAAAAGUCACUGUGGUGGAACUCUUCCGAGCCCCCAGCUACCGACAGCCCAUCCUCAUCUCCAUCAUGCUCCAGCUCUCUCAGCAGCUCUCGGGGAUCAACGCUGUGUUCUAUUACUCGACAGGAAUCUUCCAAGAUGCAGGUGUCAAGGAGCCGAUCUACGCCACUAUUGGUGCAGGCGUGGUUAAUACCAUCUUCACUGUGGUUUCUGUGUUCCUGGUAGAAAAGGCAGGGAGGAGGACGCUACACCUGAUAGGCCUCGGAGGGAUGGCUUUUUGUUCCGUCCUCAUGACGAUUUCUUUGUUAUUAAAGGAUAAUUACGGUUGGAUGAGCUUUAUCUGUAUUGGGGCCAUCUUACUCUUCGUGGCCUUCUUUGAAAUUGGCCCAGGCCCCAUCCCCUGGUUUAUUGUGGCUGAACUCUUCAGCCAGGGACCCCGCCCGGCUGCCAUGGCAGUGGCUGGCUGUUCCAACUGGACCUCCAACUUCUUGGUUGGACUGCUCUUCCCCUCAGCUGCAUUCUAUUUAGGAGCCUACGUUUUCAUUAUCUUCACGGGUUUCCUUGUCAUCUUCUGGGUCUUCACCUUCUUCAAAGUCCCUGAGACUCGUGGCAGGACUUUUGAGGAAAUUACACGAGCCUUUGAAGGGCCGGUGCCAGCGGGUAACCGAGGUGAGAAAGGUCCCAUCGUGGAGAUGAACAGCAUCCAGCCCACGAAGGACACCAACGUCUAAGCAGUGCCUCCUUCCCACCUCCCUCCUGUCAUGAAAAAGCAACCUCUCCCUAAGCAGGGGAGAGACCUCAUCAGGUUGUAACCCAGGACCGUUUCUGAAUGCUGCUACUCAAUUCUUUUCUCAUCCCACACACCCUUGGGCGCUCAGAGGAUCCCAAUGCUGGGGUUAGUUGUUAUCUUCAAAGGCUUUUAAAAUUUUCAUUUCUUGGACAAUCUCUUCUGUUCAGGAGAGACCAAGGGAACCUGCCUUCAUUUCAGGAGGGAUUGGCUGCUUGGCAUAUGACAACUCUGCCAGCUCCUGCUCCCUUAGGCUCUACUAUUGCCUCUCGAGGGCAUCUAGGGGAGUGGGCAUGAGGCUGCAGUUCCUCCGACCUCGACUUACCAGGAAGCAGAUACACGUAAGAAUGUGGAGGGCAGAGAGGGAUUCCAUAAGACCGUCUUCCUCACUUCCAUACGGCUCUGCAGAGCAAACUAACUUGAGUUUUAUUUAUUUGAUCUUCUGGUUUUAUUGCAUAAAUAUUUAUUUUUGUAAGUAUAAAGUAAUUUUACCAAAUAAUAAAAGCAUGAGGAAAUUGAGGUUAGAGGGAGGUGCUUAAAGAGGUUAUGGGGGGAAAAAAAAAGAGGUUAUGGGGUGGAAGAUUUAAUACCGAAGAGGUUAGGGUGCAAUAAGAAGGGACAAAUUCAGGGAGAAAUGUGACGCAUUGUUGAAGGGUGUAUGACGUGGUGUGUGAGGUUUGCACGUUGCCUCUUAACAAUUUCUGUCCUUCAGGUGAAAACUCAAAUCUCAGAAAAGUCAUGUGCCUGUAUGAAGAAGCUAUUAGUUCCUUUGGAACUUUUUCCUUUGUUUAAGAUUAUAUGUAGUAUUACUUGAAAUCUAGGAUUAUCACUAAGAUGGGCAUUGUAGUUAAUGGUAGUUGAUGGGUUCUAAUUUUGGAUGGAGUCCAGAGAAGGGAUGGUUAUUUCUAGAAAUCCUCUCUCCCCUCACUGGACCAAACGGCUUCUUUGUAGUGAACUCACUUUUUUUUUUUUUUAAUA
Molecule: messenger RNA, 2660 nt
Organism: Globicephala melas (long-finned pilot whale)
Lineage: Eukaryota; Metazoa; Chordata; Mammalia; Artiodactyla; Delphinidae
Source: RefSeq, a predicted model, not a curated record